AUGACGCGAUCGAAUCCGUAUCGCGUCAUGGCCGUCGACUCGACGCGUCCAUCUUCUGCUUCUUCCCCAGCUGUCGCCUCAACAACGACGACGAAUGACGUCAUGGACAAUGACGGCGACGAGACAGAGGCGUCCAUUCUCCGCUUCAUGGCGUCCACGGACGGCGCCAAGUUGCUGGACUCGAAUCCCAAAGUGUUCGCCGUGCUCGCGUCUGCGCUCAACAACAACCUCAAGAAGGUGCCGCCGUUUCCGGCGACAUCUGGUGGUGGUGUCGUGGGUGACCCGGCCUUGGACCGUGGAUCUGUGGGUGGUGCCAUCACCACCACCACCGCCAGAGGCAAGCAAGACAAGGUGUUGUUUCUGGGCGAGGACAAUCGGAAGCGGCUGCUGUUGGGCGUGUGUUGCCUGGCGGCGUUUGUGACGAUGUGGUUGGAGGGGCGACACCCCGUGACGAUCGCAGCAUUUAGCGUUCUUCUCUACGCCUUCCUCUCCCUCCCGAUGGCGUUCGGCUACAUUGUGGUCAACAUGGCCGCGGGCUACAUUUUCGGCGUGUUUGGCGGCAUGCUGGUCACGGUGACCACAGUGGCUACCGGAGUGGCGCUCGCUCACGUCGCCAUGCGCCAUUAUUGUCGGCCGGGCAUCGUGGCGCUCAUUGCCAAAGUGCUGCCGGCGGAGUAUCACAGAGCGCUUUUCAAGUUGCUGGCUGGACCCGAAGCGCUCAAGAUCGUCUUCUUGACUCGCCUCACGCCGAUCCCGUUUGGGCUGCAGAAUGCCAUUUUUGCUGUUACCAAUGUUACCACAAAAAGUUACCUUUAUGCCACAGUCGCUGGGCUGUUCCCAACUCAAUGCCUCAAUGUCUACCUUGGCAGUACCCUGAGGAGUCUGGGAGACAUUUUGUCUGAAGGCGGACUGUCUCUUGUUGGCUAUGUUGUGCUCAUUGCCCAGGCAGGGGUGAGCUUGGCUCUCAUGUGGAUGGUCCUGCGAAAAGCCAAAUCGGAAUUGAUGAAAGCUGUGUACAUGUAUGACUCAACCGAGUCGACCUGCAGAGUGUGGUUUGAAUCUGCAAAACACAAUCGGAAAUAUCAAGCAGUUGCAGGAGGAGCUGCGAUCUGUAUGGUGAUGCUAUUAUGUUUGUCUGGAGGACCAGGAACCAGUGGAUUCAUCAGCAUUGGUGGAGACCAGACUGAAGCUCCUUUUAAAGGGAAAAUUCCCAGGACAAAAGAGGAUUGGAAAUCUUUGGAUUUGACUGGGAAAAUCCCUGAAGCAGUUCUUGCCAGACUACCUGAUGUUGAGGUGCAGGAAGGGAGCAUAUUUGUGAUGGGGAUGCCUGUGUUUUAUCGCCAGGCCAAAACUCGCUCCUUGUCACAACCUCAUCAGCAGGUGCUUUUGCUGCAUGGGGCCUCAUUCAGUUCGAAGACCUGGCUAGAGUUGCACACUCUGCCACUGUUGGCCGCCAUGGGCCACCACGUCGUAGCAGUCGAUCUGCCUGGCGGCACUGAGUCGCUCACUCCAGCCGUCCCCGUGGCUCCCCACUUUCAAAAGGACUUCCUGGAGGCGUUCAUCAGCCGAGCUGGCUUGAAACCCGCUGUUGUUGUGUCCCCUUCCAUGUCUGGCACGUUUUCCUUGUCACUGCUCAGGUCAAAGCCUGAGAUGUUUGCGGGUUUUGUGCCUGUGGCGCCGGUCAUGUCUGACGAGUUGACCCAAGAGUACCUGGGGUCACUCCGGGUGCCGACCUUGGUCUUGUACGGGGAUCGGGACCAGCACGGGAAAAGGGUGAGCGAAAAGCUGGGCAAAAUACCCACUAGUAGGGUUGUGAUGAUUGAGGAAGCCUCGCAUCCCGCUUAUAUCGACCAACCUGAUGUUUUCCAUGAGUUGAUGUACAACUUUCUGAGACUCUUGACUGAGAUGACCGUCCCCGUGGCUCCCCACUUUCAAAAGGACUUCCUGGAGGCGUUCAUCAGCCGAGCUGGCUUGAAACCCGCUGUUGUUGUGUCCCCUUCCAUGUCUGGCACGUUUUCCUUGUCACUGCUCAGGUCAAAGCCUGAGAUGUUUGCGGGUUUUGUGCCUGUGGCGCCGGUCAUGUCUGACGAGUUGACCCAAGAGUACCUGGGGUCACUCCGGGUGCCGACCUUGGUCUUGUACGGGGAUCGGGACCAGCACGGGAAAAGGGUGAGCGAAAAGCUGGGCAAAAUACCCACUAGUAGGGUUGUGAUGAUUGAGGAAGCCUCGCAUCCCGCUUAUAUCGACCAACCUGAUGUUUUCCAUGAGUUGAUGUACAACUUUCUGAGACUCUUGACUGAGAUGAGUAAGUCGCAUUAA
Messenger RNA from Notodromas monacha, 2319 nucleotides. NCBI's taxonomy places the organism in Eukaryota, Metazoa, Arthropoda, Ostracoda, Podocopida, Cyprididae. The record is from the annotation of a GenBank genome assembly.